GCUACACCUCACAUUCGAAUCUUGAGAUUGGGGGAGGAGAUCUGAAGUGGCCAGGACCCGGUUCUGGUGAUAGGGUGUUGUCUAGGGAGGUGGAGGCUAGGUCCUUCCGGUAGCCCUGCAAAGCAGAGGGCGGGAGUGUGAAUGAGGGGAGGGCUGCUAGCGCGUGUGUGGGCGGAGAACUCGGAGGAGGAUCGAGGGAGGCGAGCUCCCUAGCCAACGUGGAGGCCCCGCAAGCGCCAGCGGCGAGUGUCGUGCCGGCAGCAUCAUGAGCAUCCCACAGCCAGCUGCACCAGAGAAUCCUAUGGAGGGCACCGGAGGAGGCCCAGCAGGGACGGCUGCAGUAGGUGUCCGGGAGAAGGGCCCUCGGCUCUGCCAGCGACUGCCCUCUAUUGUGGUGGAACCCACUGAAGUGGGUGCUGUGGAAAGUGGGGAGCUCCGUUGGCCACCUGAGGGCACCCAGAAAGGUACCCCUCAGAUCCAGGCUGCUGCUGUCCACCAGGAGCCCCAGGGAGGACAGCAGAUCAUGAUGGCAUCGAGGGUGCCAGUUCUGGGCACCAGGAAGUCCCUGGUCCAGUAACAGAUACGGGCGUGGCAGGCUCUGCUUGCUGACCACCGAGAGGCCCUCGAUCCCAGGACGACUGACUGAUUCACAGAAAGGCUCGGCCCACCAGGACACCCAGCGCACCAAGCUUCCUGUCUGGCUAGGUGUGGCCAGGACCUCAGCCCCUCUGCCUUUGUGUUCCACUGCCCAGAUCUGGAGCAUACCCCUCUUUGUUCAGUGGCUUGAAACAGAAAUAAAGGCACCCUUCCUGGUGGCCAUGGGUGCCCUUGGUGGGUACUUGAGGUGCUGAGGACAA
Molecule: messenger RNA, 857 nt
Organism: Alexandromys fortis (reed vole)
Lineage: Eukaryota; Metazoa; Chordata; Mammalia; Rodentia; Cricetidae
Gene: Lbhd2
Product: LBH domain containing 2
Exons: 4
Coding region: 266-577 (103 amino acids)
Source: RefSeq, a predicted model, not a curated record